This is a messenger RNA of Physcomitrium patens, 3229 nucleotides long. RefSeq names its product scarecrow-like protein 32. NCBI's taxonomy places the organism in Eukaryota, Viridiplantae, Streptophyta, Bryopsida, Funariales, Funariaceae. The record is from RefSeq and is a predicted model, not a curated record.
GAUUUACUCUUUCAUCAGUUGAAGCGUCUAUUGGAAUCAGCGAGACGGAUCAUUCUGUCAACAUUAUCAGAAAUAUCUUUGUAGAUUCAACUCACACUCCCAUAUAUUGGCCAUGGUCGACAUCAGUGUAUCAAACAUUGGUGUAAAUCAUUAUUUGCACCUGUGUGAUAUAAGCGCCGUCUAGCCGCGGACUUAUAAGGACUUUAUUGACUCAUACGACCAUAAUUUGAACUUACAUAAUACGCAUAUCUGGCUGCAUCUCUUCGUCUAAAUAUGGAACUUGAUAUGUCUCCAUCGACGUCUACACAGCCAGUUACUGCAGCCAUCUGGUCCUGGGAGCCGCAAUUACUUCACCUGUGGAGAUUGCAAACAAUGGACAGAUUGGAAAGGAUGGUGAGCAUUAGGGCAUUGUACGUGGAGAUGCAGACGUCGAAGCAUUUCAAGGACUAGGUCACAUGUUCAUCGGAGCUUCUUCUCAAGUACUCUCGCUCGCUUCUUUAGUGAACUCAAAUUUCUCCGCCUAGGCACCUGACCAUGGAAAUCGUGCAUGACAUUCCCGUCUGAUUAUGUGCCAAUAUCCAGGUUUGUCUUGGAGCUUGAGACUAGGAGCGGGGUUGGAAUAAUGACUAAGAGCGAUAAUUUGAAUCCCAUAUGCUACGAAAGAGGGUGUCAUGUUGCAAAUUGAGCUGUACAAAUAGAAUGCAGCUAAAGACGUCUUAUUUAACUGAUGUAUGGCCAAGCUCGGACAAUUCCAUCAGAGGUUAUAUCUAGUUACUGAAUCCAUAUCAAAUUCGAGUGCAUUUAGAGAGACAGAGACAAAGUCACGAGCUUCUAGCAAUUGACUACUCAAUCAUUCAUUCCACUGACUCAUGAGGGCUUGACAUUAUGAAUCAGGGCGUCUAGGCUGGCUUGAUCAGUAUGCAUAGCAUCGAUGCCUAAAGUCCUGAUCUGUGCACGGGCAACAGGUCUGCCGUAGUUGAUGGAAUAAUGUCGAUGUUUUAAAGCUUCCAUGUGUGGUUUCAGGUGUGGCUUUCAGGAUACGAGAUUAAUGAACAUGAAGCUGACUUUAACUAACUGCAUCGUUGUUACCCGUUUUAUAUGUUAAUAGGUCAGCCUGCUGAUUCAAGUUGUGGCUCACAAUCUGGAUGCGAUCGAAGUAGGGAAAAAGGCUGGCUCAGGGAAUCCACAGCUAUCUACUUACAGCACUUGGGAUAUCUGCAAGUUGAUCAUUGACUGGCACUACUCAAGGAGUAGCUCGCACAUUCUGCACCUACAGCAUCAAACUUGAAGGGCAGCAGCAGUAGUUAUCAUUUAAAAUAUAAUGGAGGAGGGUCAUGUUAUGCCGGGCGUCAGUGCUGCGAGGGCAGAGAGGCUACUGGUGCUGUGUGCCACGGCCAUCCAGAACCAAAAUGCUCCAGUUGUGCAACAAGCUGUUCAAGCGCUCCAGAGCAUUUCCUCUAUAGAUGGUGAGCCGAACGAGAGGGUCACCGCCUACUUCUUGCGGGCUCUGAGCAUUAGGGCAGGUGGGUUGCUGCAAGGACAACUAGAUGAAGACCCCACGGGUCACUUGGAUCACCCUCAUCAAGUACAAUGGGGAGAUAGAAGGCUCGGCUUCAACGAACUCACGAAUCUCGUGGACAUGACCCCAUAUUAUCGUUUCGGUUACAUGGCAGCCAAUGGCGCAAUUUUAGAAGCGUUGGAGGGUGUCGAUCGAGUGCACAUCAUAGACUUCUCCACCUCGCAUUGCAUGCAGUGGCCAACAUUGAUCGAUGCUUUGGCAGAUCGCAUGGGCGGUCCACCCCACGUCCGCCUUACAGUCGCCAGCGGAUCGCUUCCCACGCCACCCCGACUACAACCAACUUACGAAGAAGUUGGGCAUCGUCUGGCUCUCUGGGCGGGGGAGAAAAAAGUCCCAUUUGAGUUUCGUAUCCUCUCAAGGCCUCUGGAAAGGCUCCGCACCAAGGACAUUGACCUGCGUGACGGAGAAUCCCUUGCUGUCAAUUGCAGCCUCAGGCUGCACUACCUCGCAGACGAGUCCGCAGGAUUCGUAAGUGAAGCUUCAUCUGAAACCAUUUUCAGUCCACGCGACAAGUUUUUGCAGCUGAUCAGGGGCUUGAAUCCCACUGUGGUGACAUUGUACGAGGAAGAUUGUAACACUACCUCGGUGGACCUCGUCACCCGCUUGAAGGAAGCGUACAACCACGAGUGGAUAUCAUUUGACUACCUUGCCACAUACUCUCAGAACGGGAGCCACGGUAGGCUUGAGCUUGAGAGAGCCGUGGGCCAAAAGAUAGAAAACAUCAUUGCGUGUGAGAAUUUUCAUCGUAUUGAGCGCUUGGAGUCGAAAAGCCAGUGGGCCCAGCGCAUGCAGAGGCUAAACUUCCGCGCUCUUCCUGUCAGUGAGGACGUGGUUGCGGCAUUGCGAGAGAUGGUCGGUGAUUAUGCUGUGGGUUGGGGGAUGAAGCUUGACGAAGACGACGUUCAGGUCCUUUCAUGGAAGGGCCACAGCCUUGCGUUUGCCUCUUCGUGGGUGCCCUAUGAGACACCUUCAAAGUUAGCCUAAUUGUAACGCAUCAUCUUUGUGCAGCUAGAAAUAAGUUAAUUAGAGUUACUGAAUUAGAUGCACUCGCUCAGGUGUUAGGUGGUUUCCUGGAGUGCUUGUUCUUAUAAUCGCGAUCUUGGUAGCCGUUUUUCGGGGAUAUGAUGCACAAGUUUACAAUUCCCUUCAGCUCAAGCCACCUGGGUGUUGGGAUGUCGUGAGCAAGUCGACACAUUUUUACACAAGCUUGGCUGUGGCCACAAGCUUCGUUAUUUAAUCCGUGGAAGUUUGAGCUACCAGUACGUUUCAUUCAAUUCAAGCCCCUCCAUUGGGUGUUUCAAUUGAGUCUUUCAGACCAAUCGGCGACAUCAGGGAUUCUUAUCAAUUUAUCACGCCGCCUGUAAGAUAAAUUUUCAUUUGAUUUUAGGGCCUAAUGUCAAAAAUGAUAGACAAUCUAGAGAGGACACGGAAAGGGCUUCCAUUCCGUCAAAAAGUUAGACCCAUGCAAGACUAGCGGUGGCUUUCGGAGGUUUUCCAGCAUUUUCACAAACUAGCUUUUCUUCUUUGCCUCUCAGAAACUGGUUUGUGAGUCUUCAGCUACGAGUAAACCUCGUGUCUUUCGUUCUAGUAACCGCAAAAGAAAAGUGACUAUGUAAUAAUACUGCCCUGGCUACAGAGCUUCUCAAGGUA